UUCGUCGGAUCAGUCAGCUAAUUAAUUUCCAAGAGUUUCGGAGCAACCAGUCUACAAAAGAUCCAAGAUAUGGCUCAAAUUCAAUGCAAGAGCAUGGGGAUUUGCAAGAGCAUGGGGAUUGAUAUACCACUUGAACACGCUACUGCAGAACAGUUUUACAGUGUCUUUAAUCCGCCAUACCCCCACAUACGCGAUAUCUGCAGAGAGAUGGGGAUCAGCAUUCACAUUACUGCAGACUACUACCACGCGACGAUUCAAUUCUCCUGUCUCGAUUGUAAAAUCACAAUAAUCGAGGUUGAAGUGAUAAGGAUAGAGCCCCCAAAGAAAACCACUACCUUCCGUGCAUGGAUAGCAAACCCGAGCAGCGAACACGAGAUCAAAUUGGAGGUUACAGAUGAAAGGAUUGUAAAAUGGACUGUCUCCCAGCCACCUCCAGCUGAUGAUUACCUCAAAGUUUUGGAAUCUGUCAGCAAGGCUGUUGAUAAUUGCUUUGGGCAAAAUCAGCCAGCAUAAUAGAGCAUGCAUGCAUGCCCCUUCUAAUAUGUAGUGUUACUAGUAUCUGUAUUGAGAAAUAAAAUUCCGAGCGGUGCAUGCGUACAUGCAUGUUCCCAUCAGCUCAUAAUGAAGAUUUACUGCGUCUUGUCUAGCUAGCUACCAUAUUCACAGAGAUGGCGAGGUGCUUGGCCAUGAAAGGGCAACGCCUUCAUAAUCAUGUGGGUAUUUAUGUAAUAAAGCUAGCCACCCCUCUAUGUAUCUUGUUUGUGUCGAUUUAAAUUAAUAAUAUGUGUGCCUUAAUUACUUAAAA
Messenger RNA from Populus euphratica (Euphrates poplar), 805 nucleotides. RefSeq lists its product as uncharacterized. The record is from RefSeq and is a predicted model, not a curated record. Bases 70 to 513 code for a protein of 147 amino acids. The transcript has 2 exons. Lineage: Eukaryota; Viridiplantae; Streptophyta; Magnoliopsida; Malpighiales; Salicaceae.